AUGUCCGCGCUUUCUCUUCGCCCACAGGCCUUGAGCUCCCUGGCGGUGCUCGUGAGCGCCCGCCCGGGCAACAUCGGCGGUGGCGGCGGCGGCGGUGGCGGCUUCGGCGGCGGCAGCGGCUUCGGGACGUCGGGCGGUGGCGGCAGCGGCUUCGGCCUGGACAGCUACGCGGCGCCCAUCAGCGGCGGCGGCGGCUCGGGCCCUUCGGGCAGCUACGGCGCCCCCGCCCCGCAGUACGGAGCCCCGGCGCAGGCCCCCGUCAUUCACAAGCACGUUUACGUGCACGUCCCGCCCCCGGAGCCCACCUACAAUGCGCCUAAGAAGGCCCUGCCUCCGCCGCCGCCCCCGCAGAAGCACUACAAGAUCGUGUUCAUCAAGGCGCCCACUCCCCCGCCGCCCACCGUGCCCGACAUUCCGCCCAUCGCCCCGCCCGCCGAGCAGAAGACGCUCAUCUACGUGUUGGUCAAGAAGCCCGAGGAGGCGCCCGAAAUCACCAUCCCCACGCCAGCGCCCACCAAGCCUUCCAAACCGGAGGUCUACUUCAUCCGCUACAAGACUCAGAAGCAGGAAGGAUACCCACCAUCUGGGCAGCCAAGUGGAGAAUAUGGUGCUCCCUCUGGGCCUGCGCCUUCUGCUCCUGGUUCCAGCUAUGGUGCCCCUGCUGCUCCUUCAGCGCCCUCCAGUCAAUAUGGCGCUCCUAGCGGAGGUGGCGGCUCUUACUAGAGUCCUCAGAUAUUUCAAACCUAAUCACUCGUUUGCCAAUAUGAUCGGUUUCAUCCACAUUCACUAGACUGAGUAGUUUGCUUAAAGGAAUUCAAAAAUUUUGCCAAACAUAAGAUAACACAAAGUAACAACGAAAUAAUCAGACUUAUUUGACCGACUACUCGAAGUGAUUCAGUUGUCAUGAAAUACCUAUUAAGACACAUUUGCUUAAGUCUAUGAUCAUUUUAAAAACUAAAUUUGAUUGUACUAAACGUCAUUUAAAACUACUGCUUUAGGAAAAAAUGAAUCACAAAUAUAAGAUAAAUGAAAGGCGACAAUUCAAAAGCUCAUUUCUCAUUGUACGAGUAUCAUUAAAUAUAGCUCUGUGAAGAAAAUAAUAUCAUAGAUCAGAAUUUGAAGUUUUAAGUAAAGUAAGGUAUACGUGUAUAGUUGUCUACCACAGAGAAACUCAAAACUCUGCAUAGACCAUAUGUUUCAAUGUAGAUGUACAUUCUACAUCUCAUUUUCACAUUCAUAAUGUGACCCUAGUUGAAAUAAAAUUGUAAUAUUUCACAAGAGGUAAAGCUAUAGAACAUAUCAAGAGACUUACCGAAAGUAGGCAAGAAAGUAGACCCAUUUUGGUGUCAACUGUACUGAACAGUUUUGUAUCAAAGAACAUUUUUAAAUAUGUAUUUUAUAAGUUUUGUAUUAAAUCAUACUUUUUUACAAAUAAAAUAAAAAUCAAUGCAUUUAUAUAAACA
Molecule: messenger RNA, 1463 nt
Organism: Gryllus bimaculatus (two-spotted cricket)
Lineage: Eukaryota; Metazoa; Arthropoda; Insecta; Orthoptera; Gryllidae
Source: the annotation of a GenBank genome assembly